Molecule: messenger RNA, 3482 nt
Organism: Dipodomys spectabilis (banner-tailed kangaroo rat)
Lineage: Eukaryota; Metazoa; Chordata; Mammalia; Rodentia; Heteromyidae
Gene: Rfwd3
Product: ring finger and WD repeat domain 3
Exons: 14
Coding region: 289-2499 (736 amino acids)
Biological process (GO): protein ubiquitination; double-strand break repair via homologous recombination; interstrand cross-link repair
Cellular component (GO): site of double-strand break; nucleus
Molecular function (GO): protein binding; ubiquitin protein ligase activity
Source: RefSeq, a predicted model, not a curated record
UAGUCUGCGGAGGUAACCGUAAACGUCCGAGUUCGUCUGGCUGACUGCCGCGGUCUUUCGGCCUUAGCAAAACUGGCCGCUUAUUUCUCUCCAAGCUUCGAGCCUCCCGUUUUGGCCUAACUUCACUGGGUUACGGCCCCUAGUCGUGGGGCCUAGAGUCGCCACAGAAGAAUUUUAUUUUCUCAGACACGCAGUGACCGAAGUGUCUUCACAUCUCUCUUUUACGGGCUGACAAGUUAGGCUGAGGUCAGUCAAGCCACUUGAAGACUUCUAGAUAGUAAGUGAAUAAUGGCUCAUGAAGCAAUGGACUGUGAUCUUCAGGAUCAGUUAGGUGAUCCUACCGAACCACCUGCUCCUGCUGUAUUGGUCAGUAGUCAAGAGGCACCACCCCCGCUCCAGCCUGCCCUGCCAGAGUCUGUUGACUUGACUGCCGAAGUAGAGGGUGUGGAAAACAGCAGUCCAGGAACUUCAGAGGAGCAUAGGCACAUGUCUGAUGCUAACCACAGAAACCGAGUAUCUUCCUUGGCUUCUAUAACCAACUUCAUCACUGGGCUGCAGAGACUUCAUGGCAUGCUGGAAUCCCUGAGACCUCUUCCUUCAAAUUUGAACCACAGUGGAGGGCCAGUGAGAAUAAGGAGGAGAAGAGAAUCUGCAUUACAUAGAGCAAGAGGUGGAGCCUCUCAGAGAACAGGCAGUGCUAGGUCGAGAGCACCAUUGGAUGCUUACUUUCAAGUGAGCAGGACCCAGCCUCAAUUGCCAGCUGCCUCUUCUGAUUCAGAAACUAGAAAUCCCAGAUCUGAAGACUUGCAUGUAUCAGGUGGUUCUCAUUCUGACAGUGACAGCUCUAUAGAGAAUGAAGAGGUGGUUGGUCAGGCAGAAGAACCUGGAACUGUCAUUUCAGAAGAGCAAGAAAGAGUUACCACAGCAGAGGAAGAAGUGCCAUUUAUCAGUGAAGGAAAUACCCAGUCCAAACAGCAGUCUCCUCAGAAGUCUGCAUCUAUGGGUGAGGAGGAGGAGGAAGAUGAGGGGGACACUUGCACAAUAUGUUUGGAACAGUGGACCAAUGCUGGGGACCACAGGCUCUCAGCAUUACGUUGUGGGCACCUUUUUGGAUAUAGAUGCAUUUCUAAGUGGCUCAAAGGACAGGCACGAAAAUGCCCUCAGUGUAACAAGAAAGCUAAGCACAGUGACAUCGUUGUCCUUUAUGCCCGAACCUUGAAAGCUCUGGAUAACAGUGAAGAAGAGCGUAUAAGGAGUGACUUACUGAAGGAACAAACACUCAGGAAGAAGGCAGAGUUAGAAUCUGCACAGUGUCGCCUGCAACUUCAGGUCCUCACUGAUGAAUGCACUAAACUUCAUGAUCGUGUACAGGACUUGCAAAAACUUAUUGUAUGGCACCGGGACCAGAUUUUACGGCAACCUGGGUGCUCCCAAGGUAGUCCUCCAACAUGCCUGGCUUUCAGCCAGGGACAGCAUAAGUACCACUUUCAAAAGAACUUUACAGUGUCUCAGACAGGAAAUUGCCGAAUCAUGGCAUAUUCUGAUGCCCUGAGCUGCUUGGCGAUCUCACAGCCUUCUCCUCAGGCUGCCUUCCUUCCAGGCUUUGGUGUAAAGAUGUUAAGUACUGCCAAUAUGAAAAGCAGUCAGUACAUUCCAAUGCAUAGCAAACAGAUCCGUGGACUGGCCUUCAACCAGGAGUCCAGAGGUUUACUGCUCUCUGCUUCACUAGACAACACUAUUAAACUGACCAGCCUGGAGACAAAUACUGUGGUUCAGACUUACAAUACUGGACGCCCUGUAUGGAGUUGUUGCUGGUGUCUUGAUGAAAACAAUUACAUUUAUGCUGGACUGGCCAAUGGUUCAAUUCUGGUAUAUGAUCUUCGAAACACGGGCUUUCAUAUGCAGGAAUUAGUACCUCAGAAAGCCAGAUGCCCACUGGUAUCCCUGUCAUACAUGACCAGAGCUGCUUCAGCUGCAUUUCCUUAUGGUGGGGUACUUGCUGGAACCUUGGAGAAUGCUUCCUUCUGGGAACAGAAAUCUGAUUUUUCUCACUGGCCUCAUGUGCUACAAAUGGAACCAGGGGGCUAUGUAGACUUUCAGAUAGAGAACAGAACCCGACACUGUCUUGUAAGCUACAGACCUGAUAAAAUCCACAAGACCAUACGAAGUGUACUGAUGGAACUAUCCUACAAAGUGGGUGAUACUGGAGAGACACUCUGCUCCUGCCAACCUGUGCAGACAUUCCUUGGGGGACCCACCUGCAAACUAUUGACCAAAAAUGCUAUUUUCCAAAGCCCAGUGAAUGAUGGCAGCAUCUUGGUGUGUACUGGAGAUGAAGCAACAAAUUCUGCCCAGCUGUGGAGUGCUUGCAGUGGCUCAAUACUGCAGACCCUGAAGUGUGAUCAGCCUGUCUUGGACAUCUGCCCAUUUGAUGUGAAUCAUAACAGCUAUUUGGCUACUUUAACUGAGAAGACUGUCCAUAUCUAUAAAUGGGAGUGAUCAUGGUCAUGAGACUUUCAGACUCAUGGUUAAUGUUAAAUGUUGUUUAUAGCAUCUAGCAACCCUGAAAUCUCUGCUUAUUGCCUACAAACUAGAACUUGUAAGAUCAUAGUUCAUUUGGAUUAUUGUAAAUUUAGAACUUAAGGGCCACUAAGACACUGUGUUGUCUGUUGUGUGUAUGCAAUUGUGCAUCUGUUGUAUCCAUUUAAAGAGUAAGUGGUACUCUAUCUAUCUUCAUUUCUUGGGUUAAAAUAUUCAUGUAUCUUUGCUGGGAAUUUUUAUUUUCUAAGAUCUGAUGGACCUUGGUGAGUCUUCUCAGCAGUAGUUUGUGUAUGUGUAUCAAACAUUUUCUGGAGUAUAUGACCUCAGUUGUCUAUUGGCUUGGGAGAGCUACAUCCUAGAAAGUGAUUUGCUUGCACGCAGAGGUUUUCCUUCCAUCGAACACAAGAGGGCACUGUAGAACUCUGUAGGUUUGAUUUAUUACUGAGUUUACAGGCUGGUAACCAAUUGGUAACUUGGUCUUAUCCCCCACAGAAAUGUGUGUUGUAUAUUGUGUGCUUUGUAGUAACAAAGUCAUUUUACAGCCACCCAGUGCUAGGAUGUUGGCAAGUCCUGUGAUGAAUAAAGGUGACUGGUUGUCUAUAUAGAACCUGACUUAAUUAAUGGCCAGUUUGUUGCAUUAUUAUUGUUAAGGAGGACCAGUUGUUUGAGCAAUAGGGAAAUACUAUCUUCUACCUAGCUUAGGAUCUCAGGGUUUUAUCAAAGACAGUGAGUGCUUUAAUGACUAUUUCCUUCUUGCUGGGAAAAAAACGAAGUGGCAUGACAAAGCUUUUACUUGAGUCUUCCCUAAUACUAGACUAAGUUUUUCAGACUGUUGUGUAUAAUGAGGGGGAGGGCCUGUCUCAUUUUGAUAAAGUACCUAUCUUUUUUUUUUUUUUAAAUUUUAUUUUAUUGUAAAGCUACUAUACAGAGGGUUACAGUUA